This is a messenger RNA of Chara braunii, 2901 nucleotides long. Lineage: Eukaryota; Viridiplantae; Streptophyta; Charophyceae; Charales; Characeae. The record is from the annotation of a GenBank genome assembly.
ACCCUGCUUUUUUUCGCGGCGAAUAACAUUGAAGCCGGUGCGGGAUUGGCGCGUCGCAGGCCCUUCCUCCAAGCAGCCGAUCACGGUGGAAGAAGCAUCUGGACACUCUGCGCGAAAGCAGGUCAGGCAGCCUAGGAUCAGGCAGGAGAAGCUCUCGGCACCGCUCUGCCACGCAGCACGCACAGCACGCAGCGCAGGACACCAAAUGGAGAGCGGUGCAGUGUUGUCCGACCAAGUUACGCCGGAGGACUCCGACUCUCUUCCAAUGGUUAUUGACCAACCGAAGCCGGAUAACAAUAUGGAUAAGGUUAUGGAUAACUCCAAGCCUUUAUCUGAACAAGAGGCGGCCGUUUACGACCGUCAGAUUCGUGUUUGGGGAUUCGAGGCCCAGAAGCGUUUACGCGGGGCUCGUUUAUUGGCUAUAGGCUGCACAGGGGUGGUUGCAGAGGCUUGCAAAAACGUGGUUUUAGCUGGACUAGGUUCAGUGACUCUUCUUGAUGACACCCCCAUCUCUGCCGACGUGGCCUCUUCCAAUCUCCUUGUACCGGGUGGAGGGGUCUUGAUGGCCUCUCAAUCUUCUUCUGGGGGCUCAUCUGAUCCUCCUCCUUCCUCCUCUCCUCUUCCUCCGGGCUCUGCUGCUUCUCCUAUAAGACCUACCAUGGCUGAGAUCUGCGGUCCCAACUUGCAAGAACUUAAUCCGAUGGUCCACGUGGCAGUGGAACCUGGUCGCUUGGAGGAUAAGGACGAAGAUUUCUUGGGCCGAUUUGAUGUUGUCGUCCUCGGCCGGGCACCCAUCGUCGUGCAGAAGCGGGUGAACGCCACGUGUCGCCUCCAGAAGAAGUCGAGAGUGGCCUUUUACUCGGUCGAUUGUCGGGGAAUGUCGGGCAAGAUCUUCGCCGAUCUGCAGACUCAUCCGUUCUCCGCUAAGGGCAGGGAGGCCGAUGGACUCCGGAUCGAGACGUUCGUUAGCCUCGAAGAUGCCUUAUCCAUUCCGUGGAAACGUUAUCCAAAACGGACUCAUAAGCUCUUGUACGCGAUGCAGGUCAUUGAGGAGUUUGAGCGGAGGGGUAGUCGUCAGCCCGGGGCCAUCACACGAGAGGACUUGGGGGCAAUCUUUGCGCUGAGGGACGAGAUGGCGGCGGCCCAAGGGGUGCCAUCUGAUAAUACUGUUGACGACAACAUGAUCGAACGGAUAGUAAUGGCAGGGGCAUUGGAAAUGCCGGCUGUGUGUGCGAUAUUGGGAGGCAUCCUCGGGCAGGAGCUGAUGAGAUGUGUAUCAGCGAAAGGACUGCCAAUCAACAACUUCUUCUUGUAUGAUGCAGUGCUAGGUGAUGGGGUGAUAGAGAGGUUGAUUCCAGAAGGAGGAGGAGGAGGAGGAGGAGGAGGAGGAGGAGGAGGGGAAGAAAAAGGAGGAGCAAAAAAAUGAAGGGGACGUGGAUUGAUGAUUGAUUGAUCGGAUGAGCAGUGGAUGGAUACGGAGGACACGUCGUUUUCUUCUUCUUUCCCGCGCUUUUUUUUUGGUUCGGGGAAGGAGCAACGAAAUAGGAACGAUGUGGACGGAAAAUGGAUAAGGAGGACGGACCUCCGACUUUCCCGCGGGAAAAUGGAGAUUGUUGAUUUUGAUCGGAUGAGCAAUGGGUGGAUACGGAGGACACGUCUUCUUCUUCUUCUUCUUCUUCUUCUUCUUUCCCGCGCUUUUUUUUGGUUCGGUGAGGGAAAAUGGAUAAGGAGGACGGAUCCCCUUCUACUUUCCCGCGUUUUUGGGUGAUUAAGAGGUUGAUUCCAGAAGAAGAAGACCGCGCUGUUUUUUCGGUGAAGGAGCAGAGAAAUGAAGGAUCUGGGCGGACAAUGGAUAUGGAGGACGGACCCUUCUGCUUUUUUUUUCCCGCGCUUUUUUUCGGUGAAGGAGCAGAGAAAUGAAGGAUCUGGACGGACAACGGAUAUGGACGACGGAUCCUUCGGCUUUUUUUUCCCGCGCUUUUUUUUCCGGUGAAGGAGCAGAGAAAUGAAGGAUCUGGACGGACAAUGGAUAUGGAGGACGGACCCUUCUGCCUUUUUUUUUUCCCGCGCUUGUUUUCGGUGAAGAGGAGCAAACAAACCAGAACCUGGGCGGAAAAUGGAUACGCAGGACCUUUCUUCUUUCCCGCGCUUUUUUUUUGGGUGAAGGAGCAGAGAAAUGAAGGACGUGGACGGACCAAUGGAUAUGGAGAACCCUUCUGCUUUCCGGCCGUUUUUGUCUCGGUGAAGGAGGAAGCCAAUGAAGAACCUGGACGGACAAUGGCUAUGGAUAUGGAGGGCGGACCCUUCUUCUUUCCCGCCCUUUUUUUUUCGGUGAAGGAGCAAUCAAAUGAAGGCCCCUGGUCGGACAAUGGAUAUGGAGGAAGGACCCUUCUGCUUUUUUUGCCCCGCGCUUUUUUUUCGGUGAAGGAGCAGAGAAGUGAAGGACGUGGACGGACCAAUGGAUAUGGAGAAACCCUUCUGCUUUCCCGCCGUUUUUGCCUCGGUAGAGGAGGAAGCCAAUGAAGAACCUGGACGGACAAUGCAUAUGGAGGACGGACCCUUCUGCUUUCCCGCCCUUUUUUUUGGGUGAAGGAGCAAUCAAACGAAGGCCCCUGGUCGGACAAUGGAUAUGGAGGACGGACCCUUCUGCUUUUUUUUCCCGCCCUUUUUUUUUCGGUGAAGGAGCAAAUGAAUGCAGUAUGAGUCAUGGAGACAAAUCUGUGGCGCACUUCGACGCUCUUACAGACGGACGCACUUCGUUCCCGCGCUUUUUAUUUGGCAGGCGGGUCUUGGCGGUAGUUCAGUCCUGUCAAAAUAAAGACGACUCAAAAACAGAACUGAGUUAUUUUUUGUUGGCUUCACCAGAGCUCUAUUGCUUGCAAAUCAAUGCCUGCGUGUAGA